CACGAAGGUCCGCGCUGGCUGGAUAGACAUAUAAGUAACAUCCAGCAACACCAGGUUAUUGACGCCUUCGAACCAGCACAAAACGUUCUAUCCCAAUCCAUGCCUGGCAGGGAGGCGGUAAGUCAGAACUAUUACCGUUAUCAUGACGCGCCGACAAGCCGACGUGUUGACAUUCAUGUUGUAUAACUACCCGGGGGUACAAUAAGUCAUGGCCGAAAUUCCAAGAUAAAAAAACAGUAAACCGAACAACCUACGCCAUGCUUAACCUUGAUACUUCCAGACUGAAGCUACAUCCGUUGUUUGCUCGAAGCUGUCAAGCGUUGGUGUCUUUUGUCGGGUAAGGACCGCUAUCAUCUGACCACAACUAGUCUCUCAACCGAAGAUGCAUGUUGAGGUGUCGGUCGCUCUGAACUUUGUCAUAUCAUAUUUGUACAACAAGUUACCUCGCCGCAGAGUAAACUUGUUCGGCAUCGAAUUGGAAAAGGGAUUAAAGAAGAAAUUCGAAGGCCACUGGUAUCCUGAACGACCCUUCAAGGGAUCGGGGUUCCGCUGUGUUCGGGUGAAUGGGGAGCAGAUAGACCCCGUGAUCGAGAAGGCAGCCGUGGCCAGUGGUAUCGACAUGGAGGAAAUCAAGGGUUACUGGCCUUCAGAGCUCACCCUGUGGAUUGACCCAGCUGAGGUUUCCUACAGGAUUGGAGAGAAGGGUCUUGUCAAAGUCCUCUACAGUGACCGAAAAGAGGAGGAGAUAGUUCAAGACGCCAUGGACAGAGAAAUCCAAGCGGCAAGCCGUAGCUUUAAUCCAGAAGCCCAGUGCUUUAAGCCCAUUGAUUCUCUCUCCUCGUCACUGAACAGUCUCAGCCUUUCCCCUUCCUCGCCGACACCGUCGUCCGGUAGGUGGAGCAGUGCUACUUCCCCUUCAAGCACCCUCUUUACCUCAACCAGCCCGGUGGCACCGCCCAGUAACACCAUACCUGGGUUUUUCACAAAACAGAACAUUGCGCCUCAGUUCACAACUGCGACUUUUGCCCAGACUAAGUUUGGAUCUACAAAACUGAAGACUCAAGCAAAGCGUCCGUCACGUUUGUCCCCGACUGAGUUUGGUAAUUUCUUCCGUCAAAGAUCCGCUGCUCUUCAGGGAGGUGUUCAGCAGAGCAUGCCCACUCGACCACGGUCAUUGUCACCGCGCGAUCCUAGAGUAGAGUUCUACGUGGAUCAACAGCAAAGAAUGAUUAUGGCCCAGCAUUAUCAACAACAACAACUGCAGCAGUUGCCCUCUCCGCUGUCUCCCAGCCAGCCUGCCCAGCCUAAAUUCCCUUCUAACCUGGGACUCCCUUCCACAGGAGACUACUUUGCGUCACAUUUCUCUUCCGGUGGCCUCCCGCAUACCAACACAUCGCUGGGUUUGGUGGAUCUCUUGCCGGGAAAUGUUAGCUUUCCUAGUCCAACAAACAGUGCGACAAUGUCUCCAGAGAACCAAAAGUCUUUCAUGGAUGGAUUGAACCUUAACAACGUUUCGGCUAACGGACAGUAUCACCAGCGUCUGUUAGUGGCCAACUAGCUUGCUCCCUACUUCAUACAGACUCAGCCCUUGUUUUCCUCGGCUCUCGGAUUCCUGUAGGUCUUGUACUAGGCAUAUGGACUGACUAGUACCGAUGCUAUUUGACUUGAGCAGUUUGUAUGAUGGUAUAUUCAAAUUGUUCUAAUGCGAAAUCCAUCAAUAUGACAUUGGAGAAGGACUAAAACCUAAUGGGAAGCAUUGAUAUGUCAAUUAGGUCUUGUCAUUAAAAAUUUAAAAAAGUUCUAUUCGACGGCAUUGGAUUUUGACUCGACCUUCAAUUUGGUUUUAAUGUUUGUUUAUAAAGACGACUUAAAGAGCUCGGUUCUUUUGUUGUUUGGCUUGAAACUUGAAGUGCUGUUUUCCACAAAAUGUUUCAUGACAGAGGCAAACAUAUUCAUUUCUAUGGUUUGUGUACAUACGUCAUUUAAGCCUUACAUUUGUACGUGUACAGACGUAGUUAUACAUGUACCUCUCACGUGUUAAUGUUUUACAAUUUGCAAACAUGGAAAAUGUACGAGACUAAAGUGAAUUAACGAUCUGCAGUCAUAUGGGAAUGUGUGGUAGAUAUUUAUCAACCUAACGCACAGGCGCAAUCCAUAUAUCGAUGUUCUCUGUAAAUAUAUGUACUCAUCUCGCUAUGUGACAGGUUGAAAUGGCCAUGGCUGUGUUUAUUUCAUACUGCAGACACAUUGACGUCUGCUCUGUGGGAAGUACUUGGUAUUAGCAAUUAGUGAGGCUGCCAAUUGCUGCACAGUGCUCAAGUGUCAGCGGAGCAAAACAUGCCGACUAGGAAGGCUAAUGUCUAUGAAGCAAGAAGACGGGUAUCCGGAUUGAAUCCAUCCAACUCUCAUAAAACAUUAAUCAAAGAGUAAAGAGUUAUUCUGAGUGGUGGAAUACAGAUCUGCAGUCUAAUCGGUAAUGACUUGAUGGUAAAAUGCUUAUGGAGAUAUGUACUCAACAACGGGUAAUCCAAACGGGAAAUGACUCUUUGACAUUACCUCUUCUAACUUGUGUAGCAAAUGUCCCCUUUAAGAUGUCUGGAAUGGGUGACAUAUUGGUGAUAUUGAAGGUAUUGAUCUGCUGUGCCAAACGGCGUAAAAUCAAUAUUGUAUAAGGCCACUUUAUAAAGCACACGGUUUGUAUGCGUGUUAGAUUGUACAACAGAGAGUUUUGCUGUGUAUUGUAAAAUGAAGAGUUGUUUUGUACAUGGUACAGUUAGAUGAAGCAUUUGACAGAUUUGAGGCGACAAUUGUUAUAU
Messenger RNA from Liolophura sinensis, 2816 nucleotides. RefSeq names its product protein Tob1-like. The transcript is spliced from 2 exons. Gene Ontology annotation, biological process: regulation of gene expression. The record is from RefSeq and is a predicted model, not a curated record. Gene Ontology annotation, molecular function: transcription corepressor activity. Gene Ontology annotation, cellular component: cytoplasm; nucleus. Lineage: Eukaryota; Metazoa; Mollusca; Polyplacophora; Chitonida; Chitonidae. Bases 383 to 1558 code for a protein of 391 amino acids.